Messenger RNA from Olea europaea var. sylvestris, 483 nucleotides. RefSeq lists its product as uncharacterized. The coding region runs from base 1 to 456 and encodes 151 amino acids. The transcript has 4 exons. The record is from RefSeq and is a predicted model, not a curated record. Lineage: Eukaryota; Viridiplantae; Streptophyta; Magnoliopsida; Lamiales; Oleaceae.
AUGUUGUGCCAUUUACAUGUUGCUGUCAAGAAAAUUCUUAAUAUUUUUGGUGCUUGCCCUCUUUUCCUCUUCCAUGCACCUGAUAUAAGCAGACGUUGUUUUGGUUGCUGUGCUAAAUCCCAACCAAUUAUUGCGGUGGAUGAACCAUCAAAAGGAUUGAGAAUUCAAGGACAAGAGGUGAAGAAACCGAGCAUUUCAGAAGAUUUUUGGAGCACCAGCACGUGUGAUAUGGACAAUAGCCAAGUUCAUUCUCAGAGAAGCGUAUCAUCAAUUAGUUUAUCAAAUCAGAGCCUCAAUCUGUACAGUGGCACUGGCAGCACAAGCAACUGUACUGAAUUUGUAAAUCAUGGUCUUUUGCGCUGGAACCAGACCAGGCUUCUGUGGAAUGGAAGUACGAAGUCACAGAGCAAAGGAAAAGUUCCGGAGCCUGUUUUAAAGAUACGGGAAUAUGCCUAAAAAGAGUACAAAUUUUGGACACGGGUA